Molecule: messenger RNA, 1314 nt
Organism: Guillardia theta CCMP2712
Lineage: Eukaryota; Cryptophyceae; Pyrenomonadales; Geminigeraceae
Exons: 10
Coding region: 1-1314 (437 amino acids)
Source: RefSeq, a predicted model, not a curated record
AUGCCGGAUUUAGCAGGAUGGCGGCAAGGCGCGGCCAUGCUCUCCGGCGGGUUGACGGUGGUGAUGAUGGUUGUAGCUGUGAUGAGAAGAGAAACUGGAGGCGGACAUGGCAGCAAGGCGGACGUUCUGAUGAUGAGCGCUUUCAGGCCUGUUGGCUACGGGAUAGAUGCGAAGACAGCUGUAUACGACGAUGAAGAUAUCUCCUCUGACAUAUUCGGAGCAAAGAAGGAGGUUCAUGACAAGGAGACUUCCAAUCGAUCGAACAGAAAUACCAUACCUCAGAACAUUCUAGCCCGCUUUGCCGAGGAUAGAGCCGCUUUCGAUACGUCUCAUCCAUCGAAGAAGACAAGUAUGCUCAUCAAGGUCCUCAAAAUCUUCUCUGAGAUCUACAUGACAGGGCAAGGAAUGCAAUCGAAACAGUCUACUGCACAGAAAGAUGACGAGUCAGGCGUACAGCAUGUGAUUUCAGCCCUGCAAGAUCAUGUCGACCACAUGGCGCGAUCAAAGUCUGCAGGCUCCCCACAGAGCGACAACUACCUCCUCGAUUUGCAGAAGGAGCUGGUCGACGUGAAAGAAGGAGAAGACAAGAAGAUUCAGCUGCUGAGCAAGGCUGUCAAGAGCCUUGAGAAGGAGGUUGAAGUUCUCUCCAGCCGCGGCAUGUCAACAGCUCCAGUCCUGUACGUCCCAUCGGGAAGCAGCAAGGAGAGGAACGGGAAGCUGAGCGAUGAGGGAGCGCAGGAGGGACAGAGCGGGGACGACAUGGCGCAAGGUCGCCGUGCGCAGCAGAGUGAGAAGAGUGAGGAGGAGUACAAGAGGAUGCAGCAGCAGUACGUCAUGGAGCACCAGCAGCAGUCGCUCCUUCCUCCCAAACCCGAGCUCUCCUCCUCAUUUCUCAUCCUGGUCAACAUGCUUUUCCUCAGCAGUGACCCUCAACAGGAGAGGGCCGAGCAAUGCCUUCCUCCUUCUUGUUUUUGCCUUGACGAGGCCAAGCGACCCAACGUCGUCCAGAGCCCUGAUGGGUCUCUGUCGUUGAGCAGAGUCGACGGGGAGGGAGAGGAACAGGGAUGUGUCUUCCUGCAAGCCCUCGGGAGAGUCGGUCAUCGUCUGCAGCUCCAAGCUGAGGACGGAGGGCGGCACAACACUUGGAAGAACUUCGGGCAGGUGAUGACUGGCUGCCUGCGGAAGCCGACGGGGGCGAUCAAAGAGAGGACAGAGAAGAGGAGCUCAGUGGGAGGGGGGGGGGACGGAGGGGGGCAAGAGAGGACAGGACAGGACAGGGCAGGGCAGGGCAGGGCAGGACAGGAGAGGGAUUGA